Molecule: messenger RNA, 2676 nt
Organism: Scleropages formosus (Asian bonytongue)
Lineage: Eukaryota; Metazoa; Chordata; Actinopteri; Osteoglossiformes; Osteoglossidae
Gene: doc2a
Product: double C2-like domains, alpha
Exons: 11
Coding region: 150-1472 (440 amino acids)
Biological process (GO): spontaneous neurotransmitter secretion; exocytosis; regulation of calcium ion-dependent exocytosis
Cellular component (GO): synapse; extrinsic component of synaptic vesicle membrane
Source: RefSeq, a predicted model, not a curated record
CGAGCCAACGGACUGACUGCUUCACAGGUAACAUAACGGGUACUCCUCUCUGUGAGCAGCAACACCGGUGCCGGUGAGACAGACACUGGCAGAGGGAUGGAGAGAGGUGCCACUGGGAGGGAGCUGAUCUCCAGAGACCGGAGCUGGUGAUGGAGGAGCACGAGGACCAGGACAGAGCCUCCCCGUCGGAGCACAAAGGACGACGACUGACCAUCUCCAUCCAGGAGCACAUGGCCAUCGACGUGUCCCCCGGUCCCAUCCGGCCCAUCAGACAAAUUUCUGCCUACUUCCCUCGCCUCUCACCCGCCUCUUGUGUUUCGGAGCCCCGUGUAGCCAACCCCGCCGGUUUCCCGUCGGCCCUCGGUCCCGCAUGCGGAGCCUCUGCGGUGCAGGGCGGCAACCUUCUGUCGUUCCCAAUGGGAGGAGCCCCCAGCAGAGGCGGAACCAUUUCACUGGUGGACACGCCCAAGGACGUCGAGAGCUGCGACAGUGACGACAGCACAUCCCUGGGCACCCUGGAGUUCAGCCUGCUCUACGACAGGUCUACGAGUUCCCUGCACUGCACCGUCUUCAGAGCCAAGGGCCUCAAGCCGAUGGACUUCAACGGCCUGGCGGACCCCUACGUGAAGCUGCACCUCCUCCCCGGGGCCUGCAAGGCCAACAAGCUGAAGACGCGCACUGUGCGCAACUGCCUGAACCCGGUGUGGAACGAGACGCUCACUUACUGCGGCAUCACCGAGGACGACAUGCACAGGAGGACCCUCAGGAUAUCAGUGUGUGAUGAGGACCGACUGACCCACAACGAGCUCAUCGGAGAGGUGCGGGUGGCUCUGCGGCGGGUGAAGCCAGACCAGGCCAAGCACUACAACGUGUGCCUGGAGCACCCUCCCCCGCUCUCGUCACCCACCACGAUGAGCGCGGCCCUACGGGGAAUCUCCUGCUACCUUCGCGAGGGGGAAAGUGAGCAGCAGGGGGUACUGGAGGAGCGUGGUCGCCUGCUGCUAGCCCUGCAGUUCCAGCCCCCGUCCAGAGAGGGCGACAGCGAGGCAGGAGAAGAGGCGGAGGGGUGGCGCCCUGGGCUACGCGUAGGGAUUGUGCGCUGCGCCCACCUGGCUGCUAUGGACGUCAACGGGUUCUCGGACCCCUACGUCAAGAUCUACCUGAAGCCAGACGUGCACAAGAAGUCCAAGCACAAAACGGCCAUCAUGAAAAAGACCCUGAACCCAGAAUACAACGAGGAGUUUUUCUACGAGAUCUCUCUAGCGGAGCUGUCCGAGAAGACCCUGGAGAUCACGGUGUGGGACUACGACCUGGGCAAAUCCAACGACUUCAUCGGUGGCGUGUCUCUGGGCUGCCAGUCGCAGGGAGAGCCGCUCCGCCACUGGCUCGACUGCCUGAAAAGCAGAGGGGGCCGCGUGGAGCGAUGGCACACGCUCACCAACAAGCUCCCAGGAUCCACCUUUCAUGACUGAGUGGCGGCGUGCUCUGCGUGCGUGUCACAUGAGGGUACGAUGUAACACUGCGUUUACUGGCCUCUCAACGACGAAUCCACAUUUUGAGGGAAUCCAACGCAGUCAAAUCAGAUUUCGCCCAAAUCCUUUUUAAAAAUGGCAACAUCAUGGAAAUUUUAAAGAUGAAGCAAAACUGACAGCACAUCAGCAAUAAGGUUUUGUAAUAUUUUUCACUGCUUUUGCCCAGAUUACUCAGUUCAGUAGCAUGAAUACCAAUCAACCUGAUGUAGGACAGGCCCAAGCAAAUCAGUUAUGUAAAUUAUAAUCAUGAAUGUCUAUAACACCACCCCCUGUGCUGUACAAAUAUGAAAUCAAGUAUUUUAAUAAUAUGAAACAAUUACACAUUUCUAUGCGCUCCUCAUGUAUAGCCACCAAGAAAAAGGAGGAGGAAUUUUCAUUUAUUGGCAGCAAAGGAAUGGCAAAAAUGUACUUCUUUUUUGCUCCAUUAUCACAUUAUGUCAUGUUUAUUUCGCUACGAAAAUAGUCAAAACUAAUGCAACCAUUGCAGUAUUUUGCACUGCUCCAGGUCUGUUUUCAUAGAUACCAUAUUAUCACUACUAAUUAGUGAUACCUUCCGGUUUACCUGACCGACCCUUUCCUCCCCAAGAGUGAAGACUGUUCAGCAAUGCUUCCAGAAACCACAAAUAAUAGACAUCAAAUGCUGUACAUCAAUAGUUCGCUAACGAUCAAAAGGAUAUCAGCCAGUUCUUCCAUGUGGACGUGUGCGUGUAAAGUACGGAAAACUGCCUCUGCUCGGUGGUAAAAAUGAACUAACUAACCCGGUCCCCAUCCCUGUCCUGAUGCUCGGUGUACUCUCGAUAUUUGCCACAUUCCGGUCAGUAUUUCAUUUGUUGUGCUGCUGCACUUGCUGGUUAUGAUGCUCUUAAAGGUUGAGAGGGAUGCUUCUUGACACUGGUUUAAGUCGUCCGAUUACCAUGAUAACAGGACAUAACAAGAGCUUCAUGUUUUAAAUAAAGCAUGUGCUCAUUAUGUCGUCGAGCGACACAUGAAAGGGGGCAUUUUCAGCAUUACUGGGUCCUGCUGUGAUUCUGUGUGUGAUUUCAGUGCUGACUGCGUGUAUGACUGUGAAUCUCGGAAAAUGCCUCUUUGUUCAUACUGCUAUGGUUUCCAUUCUGGAAGACAGUGAUGUUUAUAUUUCUAUCUG